Messenger RNA from Spirometra erinaceieuropaei, 6373 nucleotides. The record is from the annotation of a GenBank genome assembly. NCBI's taxonomy places the organism in Eukaryota, Metazoa, Platyhelminthes, Cestoda, Diphyllobothriidea, Diphyllobothriidae.
AUGCACACAUCUGUAUUGAUCACCUUCAUCUGCCUUUUAGGCAUCCGAGGUUAGUUAUGUGCUCAUCAUUAAAGCAAGGGUGUUUUCCGCAUUCACAGACUUAAAACUGUCUAACACAUUUGUCCUGCAUGAGAUUGGACAGUGCCUAAAAAUACUUUCUUCAGCAUAUCCUUAGUGGUUGCUUAUCUGCAAAUUACAUGCAUAGACAAACGGCGAGGCCCAAAGGUCCUUUUCUGGAGACGAGUUUUACAUAUAAAAUUUGCCCAUUUACUUACCAGGUGCCACCAAACUGAAAAUCUUCUUAAUUCUAAUGGCAUCGUAAUCGAAGUCAGUGUUAUAAUCUGACCAGUACUUUAAAAGAAAUAACAUACUUUUCGAUGGAAAACGUACAACCAUUGUAAUCCCUUAGCAGGCUUGUAGGAAUAUACGAAAUUUUUUGACAGGACAGGAUGCAAUUAGUAAAACUGAUAAUUUCAGAAAACCUCUGUCUCUAAACCUACAUCUUUUUUUACCUCUUAGAUAUAUCAUGUGCGCCAAAGUCAGACCCAACGACUUAUAACAUAUCUUCGAAACCAAGUCGACUCACCGUGUUUUGCCCUUUUCUACCCACCGUAAGUACGCUUGACUUGGGAAAUUUCGGAAGAAUUCACAGGUCCAUCUCUGUGCUGCCAAGCCGAAUAGAUAAACCAGUACCAGAUAGGACUUCGUUUGGAUAAGUUUAGUGAAUAACCGAAAGAGAAUUUGCACAUCCAUUCAAGAUGGUUUAUAGCCAUACAAUAAAUAAAACAAGGGCAAAAAUAAAAAAUACAACGCAAAAAAGAUAAAGUUAUCGCCUGUAGAUCAUGAUUUUCACUCUAAGGAAAGACUAGUCAAGGGGUUAAUCAAAUCGUGUGGCUGAUUCCCAAACACAAAUCACUGCGUACUUUGACCUCCGCAUCGCAAUGUUCUUCAGUCGAAAUACUGUGGCUGCCAAAAAAACCAAUUUUUAGGAAACCUUUUAUUUUUAUUCAUCGUAUCUUUUUUCUUGAGUCCAUGAGAACUAAACUAUGCGUCAACAAAAAAAAACAAAUCUUGUAAGUGUGAACUGUGCACCAAUUUACCUUAUGAAGGGAAUGUGGAUAAACUUGAUAAUGCGCCGAUAAGCAAGUCACUGAUGUGUUAAUCAGUGAUUGGCUUAGUUUGAGGAUGGUAAUUUUAAUAUUCUGUUCUUUCUAUAGGGAUCUAUAAGGAUGUCGCAUUAAACACAGUGCAUAUUUUAAGGAACACUGGUCAUGCUGCCACCAAAUGUCCCUUACGCUCAAAUUUGUCUGUUGAAGAGAGCUACACGAUACUCAGCAGAGUAAAAGUCUUUGCGAACCCCCCAACGACAGCAGUAUCGGUCCUCAUUCGACCACUUUUCGCCUGAUCCCAAUUUAUGCGUUAUGUUUCAUGAACUCUCCCCAAUAACGGAGGUUUUCCUUAUAUGGAAACUGUACAGUUUUUUGUUUGGAAGCCUUGAGCACAGGUAAAACUGCAGGUUGGCCUCAAGCGUAUACGGGAAUUUAAAAACGACCGAAAUGGGCAUGAAAUUGCAUUUUAUACAUGUUUUGUGUGGAGUAAAUUGAUUGCCUUUUGAUGGACAAUGACUGUAUUCCGUUGCAUUCAUAUUUUAAUGCAACUUCGUCUUUUAUACGAAACUGCUUAAUACUCAAAAAGAUAGACCUCUGCGAAUCUAUUAAAGACAGCACUUCCGAUCUCGUUAGACUAGAUUUCUCCUGGUAUCGCCACAUGCGUAGUGAUUUUAAAUUAAUGGCCUGGCGAAACAGGAAGAAGACCCCCUAGGUUGAGAUAAAAUUCCAGUGUAGAGUAACGCGUACUUGCAAAAAAUUAGCUCCAUAGACGCCAAUUACACUGUUAUCGCCCACCAAAUUAAGUAUGGUAUUAUGUAUAGGUAUUAUUUAUUGAGUUUCAGUAAAUUUUAAUCAAGACCUUUGUUGCGCGUUGCUAAGCUCGUUUUCUAGCAAUAAACAUUAAUAUUAAAAAGCAGGCCCCUUCCAAACUAAAGUUAUAAUUGAAAAGUUGAUUUCUGAGAAGUUGUCUGACCAAACAAAUUGCUCUCUGACAACAAACCAUUUCAAUCUAGACUUAGGCUUCACAAGUGCUGCCAAGCCAUUUGACCUUGCAACUUACCAAUGGACUUAAAUAGACAAACGCCGAGCUUUGCAAUAAUUCUGAAUUAGAACCGCACAUUUAUUAUUAUGAAACAGCCUAUUUUCAAAUUGCUGAACCAUCUCACUCCCGGGUUUAUCUGCUGGACAAAUUAGUGGCAUUAACAGUUAACUCCGUUAUUACUCAGACGGCAUCGUAGGUAGGGUCUCGCCUGUCUAACUGAGCAUAGAUUCUAAUUUCCUUCAUAUCACACCUUAAAAACUGAUUAUUUACUCCAGAAACUUAUCGCGGACAAAACUUACCAGCUUGAUGGAAAGCUCUGCAGAAACGGCAAGAGGAUCUUAUCCUGCAAGGUGACUCAAGGUAUAGAUAAUGUUCCCAUUUUUGACAAAAAAUUAAUUUUUUGCUUUUUUAUGAGUGGUGUUUCUAAUAAGGCCUGUUUACAAAAUUACCAGUCAAUUUCAGUGGAGUAUUUUCGUGCAUUUAGUGGGAAAUAUGUGGCGACUGAGCCUUUCCUUUCCACACACAAAUUUCACGCAGUUAGUGGUCCUUCCAGACCACGAGAAGUUCGCCAUUACGAUGCAAGGUGAACCUUUCAGUCGGACCAGGUUAUGUAAGUAUUUUGCCUAGCUAUUUUAUUUCAAUUAUAAAUAUACAUGUCGCCUAAGCCUAAGACACGUCACGACCUAUAACAGUUUUUUUACAAGACUGUCUAAAGGAAGGCAGUACCAUGGUACAAUGUGCUGAAGGCUUUCACUAAUAGUCGUCAAUAUGAUUAAGGUUGCACCGUAGACUCCUAUGACCAUACAUAGGUCUGAUGUAGCAUAUUACUCAUAUGGUUUAUGUAAAAGUUCCCUCUGCACCUAUCGGUUUUUGAGAUGUAAAUGAAAAAAAACGCAAUCGUGCACCUACAACGGGGCUUCGUGAACCACUGGGGAAAAAUAACCUAUGGACUUUUUUUAAAACCCUGAAACUGCAAGUGACUAUGGCAGAUCUCUAGUUUGACUGAGGAUCUUGCAUAUCUGCGAGCAUGAUAUUGCUUAAGGCUGGUUAUCAACGGCUAAUGAGCCGCAAAUCACCAUUCCAGUCUCUCUUGUCUUUGUCGCAAUUGCACUUCGUCAUUGCUGGUCGCCAUGCGACUACCUGUGAAGGCCCUGAAUUUAAUUCCAGGGCGCAUCUCGACAAUCAUGCCCGUACCCUGAUCAAUGGACUCGUUACCACUUUAGAUCGAAUUUUUCCCACUGUAGUGUACCUCCAAAGACGUUAAAUGGCCGCCUUGUCUUAAAUCUUGGGUCUUUUUAAAAGCGGCCCUUCGUUUGAACCACCUUUUCAACAUUUUAGACCAAACAUUUUCUUUUCUGGACUCAAAACCCUUCUAUCAUGUAACUGAUGCCAAGAAAAGCACCCGGACUGUUAGGUGUGCCAUCAAAGUACCGGGAGAUCCCUUAGCGUUGAAGGUAUGGUAUCAAUGUGCUUUCCAAUUACCUUACACGUGAGUUUGUAAACUGUAAACCAGCUGACUUUGGGAGCGGAAUCUGCACUGAGUGAACAAUGCUCAAAGUUGAACUCAUGAACCUUCUCGAAGGUGUGACCGGCUACUUGUGAUAAUUCGUCGCUUCGUCACAGAGUCAGCUUUUCCUCAUGUCCGCACGAUCCGAGCGUGCUCACAGUCUGACUCGCGUAGUUAUGAGGACGGUUUGUGUGUCGGAUGCGAUACAUUAAACAGACCGCUCACUGAGAUUUUGUCUGUUUUUCACUUCCGUGACCUGGUUUCGCAUGGUAGCUCCGAAAUCUAGUCCUGCAGCAAUACGCUCAGUCGUCUCUGAGACGUCCUUUAUGCGCGGCCGAGUAUGCCAAUAUUUUUGGUGCUAUUUCCAGUAAGAUGUGGUCUGGUAGCCCCACCUGAUAGACCUAAUGCUGUUGGGGUUGGUGUUAGGGGUUAGAGUAAGGGGUCAUGGGUAGGAGUUAUGGCCAGGGACUAGAGUUAGCGUUUAGGAUUACUGUAGGUGGACUAACUCAUGAAGUGUCAAUCAAAAUUCCGAGGUGCGUUCUCGUUUCGAAAAGAUUAAUCAAGGAGGGUUGUAAAACUAAUAAUGGAAUAGCAUAAUCCUAUAAUAAUUCAGUUACCUAAGAAUGCCUGCUUUCGAAAGAACCUCUUUUUGGCUGCAUGCAAAAGCUAUACUCUGUAAAAAAUACUACUAAAGUAGCAGGCAUUUUUCUCGUUGAUUUUCAAUGCCAUUUAAAAUUCAAUUAUAUUUCAUGGAAAACAGGCAUAAAAAUAUUCAUUCCUUUGCCCAAUCGGUAGUAGAUUACGUCUUCGUUCAAUAUUACGAUCGAAGGAAGGGUAUAAUUCGGUUUUCAAAAACUUAACCGAUUCCUAAAUAAUUCUGAGCCCGACCUGCCGUUACGCUUACAUUCAGGGCUUCCAAAAUACAAGCCCUAUAAUUUCCGCAUGCGGAAAACCAUACAUAUCCCUACGAUAUUAAGAGAAGAAUAUAUGGGGUUCAUAAAAUUUAGCAGUGGAUUUGAGCCAUACUGUCAGUUUUACAAGCCACAUUGGUAAUUGCAGAGGCAGGAGGUUUUAUGAAUGAGCAUUUCACGGCAUUAACAAAUCUCACAAUCAGAAACGUUAUUGAAACCCAGUGAUACCCUCCUUUCGAGCAUAAAAUUUAAAGAAGACGUAAUCUGCUACCGAAUGAGCAAAUGAAUGAGUGUUUUGUAUAUGUCUUCCAUGAAAUAUGAUUGGAUUUUUAAGGUCAUCGAAAAUCAACGAGAAAAAUGCAUGCUACUCAAGUAGUAAUUUUUUACAGAGCAUGGCUUUGGCAUGCAGCCAAAAAGAAGUUCUUUCGAAAGCCGGCAUCCUUAGGUAACUGAAUUAUUAUAGGAUUAUGCUAUUCUAUUAUUAGUUUUACAACCCUCCUUGAUUAAUCUUUUCGAAACGAGAACGCAUUUCGGAAUUUUGAUUGAUACAUCAUGAGUUAGCCCAUCUACUGUAGGGGUUAUAGUUAGGGGUUAGGACUAGGGUAAGGGGUUACGGCAUAUACUUCUCAACCAUUCAAAGUACAACCGCGCAUCUCCAUUAGCCUUUUUUUGCAUACAACGACUUGGCCUUGUCGCCUGUGCGUCCCCCGGCUCCACCUGUUUACUUCAGGUGGGGCUACAUAACCACAUCUGGCCGGAAAUUCCGUUUGGGUCCCCCGGGAUGAACACGAAGGCAUCAACUUAUAGACGCCUUCAGAUGGUUAUCCAGUGUAAUUUUGUCCCAGAUAUAUCGAGUAUCAAGAGCUUUAUCUUUCGGGUCGUUGCCGUGAGCAUGAGGCCGCUUGAAGUGUUCUCAAACAAUCAGUUGAAAGCCACCAGAUGAAGAAUGUUGACCCUUAUCUGAAACUGUCUCUGAUGAUGGGUUCAAGUGAGAAUCCAAAACGUUUGGCCAAUUAACGUCUUGUUCCAGCGAUCGCAUCUGCUUCUUCUUCUGCUGAGUUACCGGAUGGUUGCUGUGAAAACUGAUGAACUUCAUGGUGUUCCUUGUCGUCCUGUAAACUCUAAACUCUGUUUCGCUGCGGGUCCUUCGCCUGACGAGCAGGCGCUGCUUCUCUCCUUCUUUGCUCGCUAAUAGGACGUCUGAGGAGAUCGGAUUGAGGCGGUUUCGAAACUUCUGCUGCAUGACUGAGAGCAAUAUCAUUGUGUCAGUGUGAAAAUUUUAAACAAAUAUAUUAAUCACACUGUAGCCCUCAUUACAUAAAAUAAAUAAACGACAAGAAUAUAUACCAGAUAUGUUUAAAUAAAUCUUUAUGGUAAACGUGAUUUGAAAUGUCAUGAAUGCUAACCUCUUCCUACUCUUCAAAACUACCCUACAAAGCUGGCAGUCUUCGUUGACGGAGUUACUCAAUGCAGCUUGAGUCUACAAAAGGCGGAUCCCUGCGGUAUGUUGCAAUUGUCCGCUAUGACAUUUAAUUAAAAUCCCGUAGGUGGCGUCGUGUACGUACCCAAGUUGGAAAUGGUUUACGCAUCAGUUACGGUGAAAAAUAGAGCGGGCAAGUUGGGGUCACUCCACAGUGUGAUUUGUAAAAUUAACGGGACGCAUGGAGAGAAGUACAUCUCACAUUACGUGAGCUUUGGAUCUAACGGUGAGUACCCUCCACUUCGCUAAGAUAAUUGUUUAAAGUUCCUUUCUGAGCUCCUUGACAAUUCGCGCUUUUUCUAAUUUUUAGUUUACAUAACCUAA